This is a messenger RNA of Seriola dumerili (greater amberjack), 2351 nucleotides long. RefSeq names its product transmembrane protein 91 (gene tmem91). The transcript has 3 exons. Gene Ontology annotation, cellular component: intracellular membrane-bounded organelle; membrane. The record is from RefSeq and is a predicted model, not a curated record. Lineage: Eukaryota; Metazoa; Chordata; Actinopteri; Carangiformes; Carangidae. The coding region runs from base 28 to 765 and encodes 245 amino acids.
UGUGGUUGGUAUUAAAAGAGAGGGAGAAUGGAGAAUCUAGAUGAGCUGGAGCACCCUCUUCUGGGAGAGAACCCCAACAACAGCCGGGCGUCGGGGCCGGGGCUGGGGCCCGGGACCGGACAGGCUCCAGGCGGACUGUUCAAGGGCAUCUUGGUGAAGUGUGAGGAGGACAGGGCCUACCCCCCCUUAGCAUGGAGGAGCUAUUGUGGACAUCCUCCUGAGCUUCAGCAGCAGCAGCUACUGGACCCUUGCUCCUUGCCUCGCACACUGGAGUCCUUUUACCCGCCGGCCCCCAUCUGGGGCCACACAGACUCCCUGCUCAGCAAAGACUACCUGGAGACCACCUUUGUCGACGUUCGGCCCGGCUCCACGCUUGAGAGGAAGCUGCUGGCUGAGACGCAGGACUUCCACAGUGUGUCCUACAGCAUGGAUGAUGAGGACGACCUGCUCCCUGACUCGGACGACUCGUCCAUUGAUGAAUUCAGUGAUACAGACAGCGAGAGCAACUUCCCUCUGAUGAUCCCCCAGGACUACCUGGGUCUGGCCUUUUUCUCCAUGCUCUGCUGCUUCUGGCCCCUGGGCAUCGCUGCCUUCUACCUUUCACAGAAGACCAACAAGGCUUCAGCUCAGGGGGAUUUUCAGGGGGCCAACGCAGCGUCUCGCCAGGCUCUGUGGCUCUCAGUGCUCUCCAUUGUGUUUGGAAUCAUAACGUACAUCUGUGCCAUCGCCGCGUUGAUUUCCUACCUGUCCGGGAAACCGCCAUAAAAAAACGGCUCUUGCACGAGGGAAUGCACAUAGAAGAAACAGACCUCUUACACACAUCUCAUUAAUAUCCACACACGCCAACGUAUCACCUGCAAAUGUAAAGUAAUCACAGUCUUUGUCUGUCAACCCCGUCUGCAGUCAUGUUUUAUCUACACCGGGAUGGAAAAAGCCAAGAACAGACAGUAAUGAUACAACAGGAGAGCUGGAGUCUCCAUCAUAAUCACUCCUAAUUGGAUUAGGGCAUAAUUCAGCUCAGAGGAUGUGAAGAAAAAUCAUUGAAAGUUAUUCAGUCUCAUUCCAUGUAGAAGAUUCAGUCUGUAAGUGUUAAUUAUUUUUGUCACCCGCGGUCUUAAGUGACCUGUUAUCCCUUAAAUCCGGGCUGUCGUCAUCACCACAUGUGAAGCAUUACUGAAGUUAAAAAAAAAACAAAAAAAAAAACUGUGACAACUAAUGCAGAUGUUAUCACUGUAGAUAUCACUGUCACAAAAACAACGGACGAAUAAUGAGAAGCGGAGGGAGAAAAGACGGGGGAAGUGUGGCAGCGAGCGGCGAUGGAGUCUGCAGAUUUAUUAGAAGGUCACAGCAAGGACGUGGCAGCGGCUAAAUCCUGAUGGACCUUGCUGUUGGAGGGGCCUGAGCCAGCACUGUCGCUGGUGGCGGUUUCAGAGCCCCAGAGCUUUAUUUUUAAAACAUAUGACGGGCCAGAAGCAAUAUUCUUUGAGAGAACCCAGAAUUCAUUCCGACGCCUCUGGUCGGAGCGAGGGACCCGCAGGGAAACACUGCACAUGCACAUCGAUCAACUCACAUUCAGCAUCAUUCACUGUGUACCUGCAGAGAGGACUGAUUCUGCUUUGUUUAUGCUAUAAGUUGAACAAGUAUCUUUAUGUUGAAAUACACGUAAAAGCUAAAUAAAAAAAAAUACAUAUUGUGCCAUUAUAUAAGAAAAUAAAUAUAAAGAGUUUUAAAAUGAAGUGCAAUGGUGGCGAUGUGAACAUUGGCUUGAGAUAUAGAAAUAAAAGGAACUGCUUCGUACAGUGCACUGCAUAUACAUAGGAAAUGAUAAGAUAGACCUGCGAGGAAAAGUGCCAAAAAUAUGGAAGAAACUCUGCGGAUGAUCCUUUUAUGAGCUAUUCCAUUAAUAGAAGCAACCAGGCUGCUACUCCACACCCCAAAAUAUAAUUCCCCCAAAUAUAGAUUCUGCUAUUUCCUCCCCCUUAAAAAAUAAAUAAAUAAAAAAAAGGACAGGAAUCCUUCAGGAAGUUGCUUCUUGCCGUCUGACAAACUUAAAACGAAGUUCUCUACUUUAACUUGCGUAGACAAAGUAACACUUUGUUCAGAUGAGCAGACGUGUGAGACAGCGCUCAGCCAGGUGAUGCAUGAGGUAGGAAAAUUUCCAUUUGGGUCACAUUAGAAACCUGCAUGGCGAGUUUGUAGUUUGACGUGUACAAACCUGCUCCGAGCUUCAGUCUCUUCCUUCAUUAGGACCUGAAUCACUGCAAGAGCAGCUUUGAUAUGAAGGGAAAAAACUCUGGCCGUAUUGGGUUGAAUUUAAAUGUGCCAUUAAUUAAAAAAAAAAAAAAAAAAAA